Auanema sp. JU1783 is the source of this 501-nucleotide messenger RNA. The record is from the annotation of a GenBank genome assembly. Lineage: Eukaryota; Metazoa; Nematoda; Chromadorea; Rhabditida; Rhabditidae.
AUGAUGCUCGCAGGUAAAGACACGAACAGCAGAAUGUAUAGGUUUUGUGCGUCCUCACUGAUGCCUUCCGUUCGAUCUCUUCUCACAAGUAGUCGUUCAGUCAAAUCUGUUGCACCAUCCACUUCACGGACAGAAGAAUAUGUAAUGCCUGAUAAGCUUUUCAGUUCUUUGGAAAUAGAAUAUCGCGGACAUGACAAAGCUGUGUUGAAGUCGUACACAAACUUCUUAGAGCAAGUUUGCGAGAAUUUGAAUAUUACAAGAGGACAGACGGAAGUUCUACCAUACGUCCGAUGGGUUCAACCAACGUUGAGAUCAAAAUUUGUUCAUAAGAAGUAUAAGUUGCACUAUGAAACAAGGACACAUAUAACCCGAUUCCAGGUUUUGAACUUAACGGGGAGCACUGCCAGUACCUUCUUAGAAUACAUUCAAAGGAAUAUACCCGAAGGUGUGGGUAUGAGAGUUGGCAUCACUGAAAGAGCUACCUUACCCGGAACUAUUUGA